UGGGCAUUCAGCAAGAGGAAGUCGACGAGGCUGCUGAUCAUCAUGAGCCACGAGAUCAAAGAGAAGAACAAUGCGGUGCAGGAUUUGGAAAUGCCCACCGAGGGCUUCAGCACCCUCACCAUGUCCAAGAGUAAGGAGCAAAUCCCGUGCGAUCACAUCAUGGCAUCGUCAAAGGCUUGCGACGAUUGCCGCAAGAAAUGCGGCAAGGGUCACGUCACUCAGGAGACCCUGAUGAAGAUGGAGGAGGCAUUCGACCAGUUGAACACUUCGACCUCGCAAUCGUUGCUCAAGAAGUACCUGAACAGAUUCGUCUUCGAUACUCUGAAAGAGAUACAGACGCCGCUCGGCGCGAAUCUCUUGGACUGUAUCCAGUCUGGUUGCGAAAAUCCGGAUUCCGGGAUCGGUCUGUACGCUUCGGAUCCAGACGCGUACGCCGUCUUCAACGAGCUCUUCGAUCCGCUCAUCGAGGAUUAUCAUGGGUUUAAAAGAUCUGCGAAACAUCCAAAGUCCAAUUGGGGUAAUCCCAACGAUCUGAAGAACUUGGAUCCGGAGGGCAAAUACGUUGUCAGCACGAGGGUGCGUUGCGGACGAUCUUUGGAUACGUACCCAUUCAAUCCGCUGUUGACCGAGGCGCAAUACUUGGAGAUUGAACAGAAGAUUUCGACAGCUCUGAAGAGCAUGCAAGGUGAAGCAAAGGGCACUUACUACCCUCUGAAGCUGAUGACCCCUGUCGAGCAGCAGAAGCUGAUCGACGAUCAUUUCCUUUUCAAAGAGGGCGACAGAUUCCUGCAAUCCGCGCAAGCCUGCAGAUUCUGGCCCGACGGUCGCGGAAUCUUCUACAACCCGAAGAAGACCUUCCUGGCCUGGAUCAACGAGGAGGAUCACGUCAGAUUGAUCUCGAUGCAGGCGGGAGGCGAUCUUCGCGAGGUCUACAAAAGACUGAUGGACGUCGUAGCGGAAUUGGACAAGCUGCUGGUCUUUGCGAGAUCCGAUCGUCUGGGAUAUUUGACUUUUUGCCCGACGAAUUUGGGAACCACGAUUCGCGCCUCCGUCCACAUCAAAUUGCCUAAGCUCUCUGCGGACAAGGAGAAACUGGAUAAGGCUGCGGCCAAGUAUAAUCUGCAGGUCAGAGGAACAUCUGGCGAGCAUUCCGCGGCCAAAGACAACGUCUACGAUAUAUCCAAUAAGAGGAGAUUGGGUCUGACCGAGUUCCAAGCGCUCAAAGAGAUGAGCGACGGGAUUUCGGCUCUCAUCAAAAUGGAAACCUCUUGAGCACGCACCUUUUUUUUUUCCAAUCUAAACUUGUUCCUUUUUUUAGUAUUAUUAUUUACCUUACUAAAUCUA
Nicrophorus vespilloides is the source of this 1344-nucleotide messenger RNA. Its product is annotated as arginine kinase-like. The transcript is spliced from 3 exons. The record is from RefSeq and is a predicted model, not a curated record. Gene Ontology annotation, molecular function: creatine kinase activity. Gene Ontology annotation, biological process: phosphocreatine biosynthetic process. Lineage: Eukaryota; Metazoa; Arthropoda; Insecta; Coleoptera; Silphidae. The coding region runs from base 43 to 1272 and encodes 409 amino acids.